Leptonychotes weddellii (Weddell seal) is the source of this 744-nucleotide messenger RNA. The record is from RefSeq and is a predicted model, not a curated record. NCBI's taxonomy places the organism in Eukaryota, Metazoa, Chordata, Mammalia, Carnivora, Phocidae.
AUGGGGGCUGGUGCAGGCUUCCACAGUGAUGAGAUCCCCGAAGUCCUCUCUGCUGAUAAAAUGGGAACUGAAGAACAAGAUGAUGACGACUGCACGGACUCCUUCACGCCCAAUCAAGUUGCCAGAAUGCACUGUUACCUGGACCUGGUCUACCAGAGCUGGCAGCCCUCCAGGAAGCCGGCUCCUGUCGCCCUGGCCCCCCAGAUCAUGGGCCACACGACUGACUCGGUGACGCUGGAGUGGUUUCCGCCCAUUGAUGGCCACUUCUUUGAAAGGGAUCUCAGUCUUGGCAGUGUGUACCAGUAUUGGGUCAUCACCAUUUCGGGAAGCGAAGAGAGUGAGCCAUCACCUGCUGCCAUAUACAUCCAUGGAAGCGGGUACUGUGGUGAUGGCAUUAUCCAGAAAAGCCGAGGUGAAGAAUGUGAUGACAUGAAUAAGCUCAGUGGUGAUGGCUGCUCCCUCUUUUGCCGACAGGAAGACUCCUUCAAUUGUAUUGAUGAACCCAGCCGGUGCUAUUUCCAUGAUGGUGAUGGCGUAUGUGAGGAGUUUGAACAAAAAACUAGCAUCAAGGACUGUGGGGUCUACACGCCCCAGGGGUUCCUGGAUCAGUGGGCAUCCAAUGCUUCAGUAUCGCAUCAGGACCAGCAGUGCCCAGGCUGGGUCAUCAUUGGCCAGCCAGCAGCCUCCCAGAGGGUAGUUGAGCUUGAUGAUCUCCAAGGACCUCCCCACUCUAAAAAGCUGUGA